AGGCACCUCUGCCAAGAGCAGAUUCCAGGAGAGAGUGACCAGCUUGUUCUUUCCUGAUAAGCUAUUUGGCAACUGACAGAGGAUGAGCGUGAGGCUCGGCUGGCUCUUCUGUGCGCUCUGCCUAUCCAUGACUGUCGGUGGUCUUACCCAGCAGGGGCUCAAGGAAACUUUGCUGCAGAAACUGCAGCUCUCUGAGGUCCCUAAACUUCAGAAGAGAGAUGUAAUGAAUCUGGUUAUCCCAGAGCACAUAAGGAACAAAUACAUCUCCAUGCUGAGGCAUCACAGAGUGAAGAGAAGAGCUUUGCCAAGUUUGGCUGGCAUCCUGAGAGGGAUUUCUGGCAAUGCAGACAUUGCUGGAGAAGUUCUCUAUUUGGACACCACACGCCAAAAUCUGGUCUUUGACAUGGAGGGGAGGAUACCUGAAAAUAGUGAGGUCACAAUGGCUGAGCUGAAACUUUUCAAAAAGCCCCUGAACAGAACAAACAUCCCUUAUAAGCAAUCUCACAGGCCAGUCACCAAUGCCAGAGUCAGUGUUUAUUGGGUUCAAUGCCAAGCUGAUGGCACCAACCGAACUUCAUUGAUUGAUUCCAGGUUGGUUCCAAUAAUGGAGUCUGGUUGGAGGAAUUUUGAUGUGACCCAAGCAGUACAUUAUUGGCUAAAAACUGAGAGGCGGGGACCGAUGCUACUAGAGAUUUGGAUUGAAGGAGAAAGGCUAGGCAGCUACGCCUCAGAAAUGGCCAAAGUUGUGCGUUUUACCUCUCAGGACCCUUUGGAUAAAGCCAUGGGCAAACCUGAACUGGUGCUUUAUACCCUCAACCUGGAAGAAUACGGAGGGCCUGGAGACUGUAAGGAGGACACCCCAAAGAAGAAGUCAACUUGUUGUCGGCAGGAACACUAUAUCAACUUCCGAGAGCUGACCUGGACUCAGUACUGGAUUAUUGAGCCGGCAGGAUACCAGGCCUAUCACUGUAUGGGUGGCUGUAUGCAGCCCAGGAACUUGCUACGUCGAUUCGGCUAUGGGGAGAGAACUUGUGCCAUUGUGGAGAGCUCCCCACUUCCCAUGAUGUAUCUUGUCAAGAAGGGAAACUACACAGAAAUUGAAGUGGCUGAGUUUCCUAACAUGAUCAUAGAGAAGUGUGGCUGUGUUAUGGACAAUAUAGCAGUGGUGUAGAGUAAGCAUAUACACCCAGGACCAGACUACUGCUGCCCAAG
This is a messenger RNA of Alligator sinensis (Chinese alligator), 1212 nucleotides long. RefSeq names its product left-right determination factor 1-like. Gene Ontology annotation, biological process: BMP signaling pathway; SMAD protein signal transduction. Gene Ontology annotation, molecular function: growth factor activity; transforming growth factor beta receptor binding; cytokine activity. Lineage: Eukaryota; Metazoa; Chordata; Crocodylia; Alligatoridae. The record is from RefSeq and is a predicted model, not a curated record. The transcript is spliced from 4 exons. Gene Ontology annotation, cellular component: extracellular region. The coding region runs from base 83 to 1171 and encodes 362 amino acids.